CAACUUGCCCAAAACACAAAAAAGCUUAAAAGCCCUCUCAAUAAAUACGCGUUUUCCUUUCCUUUAUUCAGCUCCCGCGCUCUUUCCCUCUAUGUAAAUAAAGCAUCUAAAAAUACAGAAAACACUCUUUAUUUGUUGUUACAGAAACAGUGGGCUUAAGUCCUGCUAAUAAUUUCUUGCUUUUGUUCAUGCAAAAUGCAAGUGCAGGCUGCCAUCAUGGAUAAUUUAUCACCAUUAUUUGUCUUGUUGCUUUUGGCGAAGAUUUGGCUAGUGCCUGUAAUUUGUGAAGGUGUAGAUAGUGGACAACACUCAGCUGUAGGAGAUCCGGGAAUGAGAAGAGAUGGACUUAGAGUAGCUUUAGAAGCUUGGAACUUCUGUAAUGAAGUUGGUGAAGAAGCUCCUGGAAUGGGCAGUCCUAGAGCUGCUGAUUGCUUUGAUCUUUCUGAUAGUUCUUUGAGUCACAAGGUAACCGAGUCCGAUAAUAAACUAGGGGUUGGCAAGUCAUUUCCUGGCCUGAGUCCUAAGGCUAAGAAUGAUCCCGACUUGUAUGCUUCUGAGAAGGAACUCUAUUUGGGUUCAUUGUGUGAAGUUGAUGACACCCCAAGGCCGUGGCAAUUUUGGAUGAUAAUGCUGAAGAACGGAAACUAUGACACAAGAUCUGGUCUUUGUCCAGAGAAUGGGAAAAAAGUUCCCCCUUUUAAGCCUGGAAGAUUUCCUUGUUUUGGAAAGGGAUGUAUGAAUCAACCUAUCUUGUUUCACCAGCCCACUUCUUUAUUUGAUGAUGAAACUAUGAGGGGAUGUUUUAAUGGUACCUAUGAUUUGGGUUCUACAACUGGUGGUAGUAGUAGUAGUAGUUCCUUCUUUGAGGUGAUUUGGGAAAAGAAAGUUGGAACAGGAGGUUGGGUAUUCAAGCACAAGCUCAGAACCUCCAAAUUGUAUCCAUGGCUGAUGUUGUAUCUUAGGGCCGAUGCAACCAAAGGAUUAUCUGGAGGCUACCACUAUGACACCAGAGGAAUGUUAAGAACUCUGCCAGAGUCACCUAAUUUUAAGGUCAAAUUGACCUUGGAUGUGAAGCAAGGGGGAGGACCCAAAAGUCAGUUUUACUUGAUAGAUAUUGGCAGUUGCUGGAAGAACAAUGGUGCUCCAUGUGAUGGAGAUGUGCUCACUGAUAUUACCAGAUACAGCGAGAUGAUCAUUAAUCCAGAAACUGCAGCUUGGUGCAGCCCCACGAAUAUUGGCAACUGCCCACCUUUCCACAUCACACCAAACAAUACUAAAAUAUACAGGAAUAACACUUCUCACUUUCCUUACUCGGCUUAUCACUAUUAUUGUGCUCCUGGGAAUGCCGAGCACUUAGAAAAGCCAUAUAGCACAUGUGAUCCUUACAGUAAUCCCCAGGCACAGGAGCUAGUUCAGUUGCUGCCUCAUCCAAUAUGGGCAGACUAUGGAUAUCCAACCAAACAAGGAGAUGGCUGGGUUGGGGAUAGACGAACAUGGGAGCUUGACGUUGGUGGCCUUUCUAGCAGACUUUACUUCUAUCAAGAUCCAGGUACACCUCCGGCCAGAAGAAUAUGGACAUCUCUGGAUGUGGGAACAGAAAUUUUUGUUAGCGACAAAGAUGAAGUGGCAGAAUGGACUCUUAGCAAUUUUGAUGUUUUACUCACCUCGUAAAACUGAAAUUAUGUUAACAUUCCAUUUAACAUUGUAACUGUAACGAAAUUACGUUACUCCAACUGUAACAUUGUAACAAGGCUUUGUCAUUCUUGACGUUCAAAGCUUCAUCUUUCUAUACUAGAUCUGUAUCUGAUGGGGCAACUCAUAUUUCUUUAUUUCCCUGACUCAGAAAAGACUGGGACAGAAGAAAAAGAAUUGUUUUGUUUUUGCUUUA
Messenger RNA from Capsicum annuum, 1888 nucleotides. RefSeq lists its product as uncharacterized. The coding region runs from base 196 to 1671 and encodes 491 amino acids. The transcript is spliced from 4 exons. NCBI's taxonomy places the organism in Eukaryota, Viridiplantae, Streptophyta, Magnoliopsida, Solanales, Solanaceae. The record is from RefSeq and is a predicted model, not a curated record.